CGGAAAGCAGCGAUUCAUUAUACACAAUGGGUGUCGGGCGGCGCAUGAAAAAGCAAGGCCCUCCGCCUCCUCUAGAUGAGUCGAACAUAUCAUCUUUAAAAAGACGAAAAGCCGAUGCCCUGGAGGACGCCGCUCCUCGAGGGAACAAGCGUCGAAGAGCUGAAAACAAGGCAGAGUUGAAGAAGAAUGCAAACCAAAAAAGCAAUGGGGACUCGAUAGCGGCAAAGGGAGCUGCAAAAAUUAAGAAGCCUAAGACGGUCAAGACUAAAGAGAAGCCCUCUCCGGCUAAGCCUUCGUUCCUGGACUCCGAUGGCUCGGGCAGUUCAGACGACGACAUGGAGGAGCUCAUUGGAGAUGAGUUCGAAGACCUGGAUAAUGUUAGUGAUGAUGGUUCCUCGGUAUCGGGUGCUGCCGAUUCUUUAUCGAAUGACGGCGACUCUGGAGAUGAGAGUGACUCCGUUUUCGAUUCAGACGAAGACCAACCGCGAAAAGCAAUGUUCUCGGACGACGAAGAUUUGUCAGAUGCAGAAGAACAACUUACGGCUGCGAAUAUAGAGGGGUUGUCGCGAAAAUUGGACAAGCAACAAAUGGAGGAUGCUGCACUUGCCGAGCAGGAGAUGAAAGAGUCGGCCAUGCAGACCAAUAUCCAAGAAGAUCGGCCGGACGUGUUUGGAGAUGAAGAUCAAACGAAUCUACCUCCCAGCCUAGCCCCCAAUCUUCAACUCCUUCGAACACGGAUAACGGAUACGAUCCGUAUUUUGGGCGACCUGGCUACUCUAGGUCAGCCGGGCAAAUCUCGUGUAGACUAUACCGACCUUCUCCUACGGGAUAUUUGCACAUACUACGGGUAUACGCCAUAUCUAGCAGAGAAGCUAUUCUCCUUAUUUACGCCUAUGGAGGCCUUUGCCUUCUUCGAAGCCAACGAAACCCCCAGACCUGUUGUUAUCCGUACCAAUACACUACGCACGAAUCGUCGCUCGCUCGCCCAAGCAUUGAUAAAUCGUGGAGUCGUCCUCGAACCAGUUGGAAAGUGGUCUAAAGUUGGCUUGCAGGUAUUCGAGUCACCUGUACCAUUGGGUGCCACCCCAGAGUACCUCGCUGGCCACUACAUCCUCCAGGCAGCAUCUUCAUUCCUUCCUGUGAUGGCACUUGCACCUCAGCCUCACGAACGUGUCUUGGAUAUGGCGGCUGCUCCUGGUGGUAAAACAACAUAUAUGUCAGCGUUGAUGCGGAAUACUGGCUGUGUUCUGGCAAACGAUGCAAACAAGGAACGAGCGAAAGGUCUUAUUGGUAAUAUCCAUCGUCUUGGCUGCAAAAAUACUAUUGUAUCCAAUCUGGACGCGCGAACAGCAUUUCCCAAAGCCAUGGGUGGGUUUGAUCGGGUGUUGCUAGACGCACCCUGUUCGGGAACUGGUGUUAUCUCAAAAGAUCCAAGUGUGAAAACAUCCAAGACGGAGCGCGAUUUCUUUGCCCUCCCGCACAUGCAGAAGCAGCUGCUUCUUGCUGCCAUUGACUCGACCACCCAUGCGUCUAAAACAGGUGGAUACAUUGUCUAUUCAACUUGCAGUGUGACAGUGGAAGAAAAUGAAGCGGUGGUGCAAUAUGUACUACGUAAGAGACCGAACGUUAAGAUCGUCGACACGGGACUAGGCAAUUUCGGUAGUGAGGGCUUUAAAAGCUACAAGGGCAAACAAUUCGACCCUAGGAUGGCCAUGACCAGGCGAUACUUCCCACACCGCGAAAAUGUGGACGGAUUCUAUGUCUGCAAACUCAAGAAAAUCGGGCCAUCCCCAGCGGACACUAAAGGUUCUGCGGCGCCCACAAAGACUGCAGCUGAUGGGGAGGUUGCAAACGAAGAAUGGGAUAAGACUCCCAUAGCCGAAGAGAAUGGCGCAGGAUCCAAGGACGAAGGGUUCGGACCGUUUGAUGACAACGAAGACGAGCCAUACAUCGCAAGGGCCGAACGGAACAGAAUAAGGCGGAAGGGACUUAAUCCCAAGGCGGUUCUAGAGGGAAAGCAGAAAAAAGAAGAAAAGGCGAAGAAUGAGGACAGCAAGAAAAAGAGGAAAAACUAGGCGAAACCUAUGAAGAGUACGUAGGAUGCUCAAUUGUAUAUUCCCUUAUGGCGUGUGUCACCGGCUGAGCUUUAUUGUUCACAUUUCGCGUUUCAAAUCCAUG
Messenger RNA from Coccidioides posadasii C735 delta SOWgp, 2178 nucleotides. It is a transcript of the gene NOP2, whose product is annotated as S-adenosylmethionine-dependent methyltransferase superfamily domain-containing protein. Gene Ontology annotation, cellular component: nucleolus. Gene Ontology annotation, molecular function: rRNA (cytosine-C5-)-methyltransferase activity; RNA binding. The record is from RefSeq and is a predicted model, not a curated record. NCBI's taxonomy places the organism in Eukaryota, Fungi, Ascomycota, Eurotiomycetes, Onygenales, Onygenaceae. Gene Ontology annotation, biological process: rRNA base methylation; maturation of LSU-rRNA.